This is a messenger RNA of Dictyostelium purpureum, 666 nucleotides long. RefSeq lists its product as uncharacterized. The transcript has a single exon. Bases 1 to 666 code for a protein of 221 amino acids. The record is from RefSeq and is a predicted model, not a curated record. Lineage: Eukaryota; Evosea; Eumycetozoa; Dictyosteliales; Dictyosteliaceae.
AUGAAUAAUAAUAAUGUUAAUAAUAAUAAUAGUAAUAGUAGUAGUGAUAUUAUCAAUUGCAUUUUGGAUGGUGAUGAAAUUAGGUUUCCCCCCUCUCAUCCGUUAUCGAAAUUCAAUUAUAGUCCAAAUAUAGUUUCAAUAUUAAAAGAAAUUAAAAAGAUUCGUAAUGAUUUAGUAGAGUUGGAAAACAAAUUAGAGGUGCUAUUAAAAAUGAAAAGAGAUAAUGAGAUUAAUUAUAAUAGGAAAUUAAUUCAAUUUCAGCAGGAACUAACCAUUAUAAAUAAUUGCAAUUCAGAGAAUAAUUCAAUUAUUGACCAUCAACAUCAUCAUCAUCACAACAUUUUUAAUAACUUUGAAUACCAACUUAAUAAAGUUACUCAUGAUUUUAAUAACAAUGAAAAGAAAUUCAUUUUAGAGGAGCUAUAUUUAAGAUACGAUAUCGAUUCAAUGAAUGAAAGAAUAACACAACUUCAAGAAAUCUUUGAAAAGCAUAUUAAUCAACAGAGAAAUGUACCGCAACUAAACUAUAGUAAUAAUAGUGUUAAUAAUAAUAAUAAUAAUAACAGUAGCAGCAAUAAUACUAAUUGUUCCAAAUAUCAUCAUAACCACAAUUAUAAUAAUAAAAAUAACACUGGGAAUGACAACUCAAUAAUCAAUAUGUUUUAA